AUGACGGAGAAGGACCUGGGUGGCCUGAGUCCUCCCCAGAGGAACUGGAAGGGCAUCGCCAUCGCCCUGCUGGUGAUCCUGGUGGUCUGCUCUCUCAUCACCAUGUCCGUCAUCGUCCUCACGCCACCAGACAACUCAGGAGGCAGCAACUCUAAGCUGACUGUGGAGGAUCUGUUCAAACCAGAGUUCACCAUCAACGACCCCGAGGCCAAGUGGAUCAGCGAGGCUGAAGUCUUGUACAAGAACCAGGAGGGCAAUGUGGUCAAGUUCAACUUCGUGUCCAACCAGACAGAGGUCCUCUUGAAGAACAGCACUUUUGCUGCAUUCAAGGUGGCAAAGUAUUCAGUGUCUCCAGACAUGAAGUAUGUCCUGUUUGCGUACGAUGUCAAGCCGGUAUACACAUACUCCUACACUGCCAGCUAUAUCAUUUACAACAUCCUCACAAGGGAGGUGUGGGAGUUGAACCCUCCAGAGGUUCAUGACUCUGUGCUGCAGUUUGCUGACUGGGGAGUGAACGGCCAACAGCUGAUCUACAUUUUUGAGAAUAACAUCUAUUACCGCUCCGACGUGAGAAGCAAUUCCCUGCGGCUCACGUCUUCCGGGAGAGAGGGGUUCGUUUUCAACGGAAUUGCCGACUGGCUGUAUGAGGAAGAGGUCCUGAAGACGCACAAGGCCCACUGGUGGUCCCCCGAUGGAGAGAUGUUGGCUUUCCUGCUCAUCAACGACACCCUGGUGCCCAACAUGGCCCUGCCCCAGUUCACCGGAGCCGCCUACCCAAAGGGGAAGCAAUAUCCCUACCCUAAGGCUGGCCAGCACAACCCGUCUGUCAGGCUGUUCGUGGUGAAUCUCUACGGUCCCACGCACACGCAAGAGCUGGUCCCUCCCGACACGCUCAAACUCAGGGACUACUAUGUGGUGAUGGUGAAGUGGAUCAGUAAUACCCACACUGCAGUGCGGUGGCUCAACAGGGCUCAGAACAUCUCCAUCCUCACCGUGUGUGACGCCACCAUUGGAGCCUGCCUGAAGAAAUAUGAAGAAACCUCUGAGCUAUGGCUGUCCAAACAGGAACAUGAGCCUGUGUUCACAAGGGAUGGAGGCAAGUUCUUCCUCACAGUUCCCGUCAAACAGGGCGGUCAAGGAGAGUUCCAUCACAUCGCCAUGGUAACCAAGCCGCUGAGGAGUGAGUACAGCCAGGUGCAGCUGACGUCAGGGGACUGGGAGGUCACCAAGAUCCUGGCCUACGAUGAGAGUGACCAACUCCUGUACUUCCUGAGCACGGAGGGCUCUCCCCGCAGAAGACACCUGCACAGUGUCUCGACACUGGGCCUGUCUCCACCGCACUGUUUGACGUGUGGGCUGACUGAGGGGAGAUGCUCUUUCUACGACGCCGUCAUCAGUCCAGAUACACAGCAUGCCAUCCUCACCUGCCAAGGUCCUGAGGUGCCCUCUGUGAUGCUUCUGAAUCUAAACGACCCUAUGUACAUUGUGUUGGAAAACAACACCGGACUGUGGGAAUCGCUGCAGGGAAAGAAAGUCCAGGACUCAAUCUUCCGGAUCAUUCCAAAAGAGAAGUUUGAUCUUCCCUUGAAAAUUUCCUAUCCAGUUGACUUCAAGGAGUCCAAUCUCUACGGCCUUCUACUGGUUAUGGAGGAGACCCCUGGUGGCCAGGAGGUGAAUGACAGGUUCUCCCUGGACUGGAGUUCGGUGCUGGUGAGCUCCCAUGAGGUGAUCGUGGUGAGGGUGGACGGCCGGGGGUCAGGCUACCGUGGACAGAAGAUCCUGCAGGAGAUCCACCCCCAGCUCGGACACCUGGAGGUCCAGGACCAGAUCGCUGCACUGCAGUACAUGCUGAAGUUCCCCUACAUUGAUCACACACGGAUAGGGGUUUAUGGGAAGGGGUAUGGUGGUUACACAACGAUGAUGCUGCUGAAGUCUACCGAUAAGCCCAUCACUUGUGCAGUGGCACAGUCUCCCAUAGUCGACUGGAAGAACUACGCCUCCUUCUUUUCUGAACGUUACCUGGGAAUGCCAUCCAACAACGAGAACAGAUACCAGCUGUCCAGUGUGAUACCCAUUACCAAAGGCCUCCAGGACCAGAAACUCAUGAUUAUUCACGGCACUGCUGACGCUAAAGUGCACUUUCAGCAUUCAGCAGAGCUCAUUAAACACUUGAUACAAAUCGGAGCCAACUAUUCCAUGCAGAUCUACCCAGAUGAGGGUCACGAGCUGUCGGCGAAGAGUCAGCGGCAUCUGAGCGAGUCCCUGAUCGGCUUCUUCCAGGCAUGCCUGCACCCCUGCAUCGCCCCCAUGCCUGAGGAAGAGGAGGAAGACGAGUGA
Messenger RNA from Engraulis encrasicolus (European anchovy), 2337 nucleotides. RefSeq names its product inactive dipeptidyl peptidase 10-like. The transcript has 26 exons. The coding region runs from base 1 to 2337 and encodes 778 amino acids. Gene Ontology annotation, molecular function: potassium channel regulator activity; serine-type peptidase activity. Gene Ontology annotation, cellular component: voltage-gated potassium channel complex; plasma membrane. Gene Ontology annotation, biological process: regulation of potassium ion transmembrane transport; proteolysis. Lineage: Eukaryota; Metazoa; Chordata; Actinopteri; Clupeiformes; Engraulidae. The record is from RefSeq and is a predicted model, not a curated record.